CUUUUUCUUUCUAUUAUCUGCAUCUAAUUUAUGCAUUUGAUUUGUAUAGUUUGUUUCUUAGCAUAACAAAGAUCACGUGUGCGUUCCUGUCCUGGACUAGCACGAAUCGGAGAGAGGGUUAUUCUGUUCUGGUUAGGUUACGCUGUAUGCAGCACAGUGAUAAUAACAUGGAAGCCUCCAAACUCAGUAACAGUACUCAAAAUAUUCGAUGCCAUCACUGCGCAGGACCCCUUUCAAACCGCAUGGAAACUAGUCACUGGACCGUUUCGCCUCUCAUCAGGGAUAGCUUCUCCAUGAUUGGUUCUGCCGUUGGCGGCACGGCGAGUGCAUUUUAUGGAUUCAAUCUUGUUAUGCCAAUUGUCCAGAGAAGAAUAAAAGGACCCAUGUGGUUGCAUUUUUUCAUUGGUGCACCCCCUGUGAUAGUAUUCUCUUCAGCAUGCGCGGGACUGGCAGGUGGUGCUGUUCCAGCUGUGGCACAACUUUUUUCCUCCUCUUAUCAUGCAGCAUACUCAUCUCCGCCAUCAAAGAAUGAAAAUAUUCAAAAGUCAAUAAAAUGAGAUAAUUGCUGUCUUGAUGUGACCAUGCAUUCAUCACAAUGUGUGCUGAAGAGAGUUUUGUUUUUUUACCUGUGUAAAUACUGCUCUAGUUUGUUAUGUUUGGAUGGGAGGAAAGAUAAGCA
Vigna unguiculata (cowpea) is the source of this 679-nucleotide messenger RNA. RefSeq lists its product as uncharacterized. Lineage: Eukaryota; Viridiplantae; Streptophyta; Magnoliopsida; Fabales; Fabaceae. The record is from RefSeq and is a predicted model, not a curated record.